AUGGCGGUGUCAGAUCUCACGGUCAUAGUGACAGCUGUCAUAUUAAACCGUGUUGCUGGAAUUUAUUUCCCUUUCAGUUUUCUCUCCAUUACGCCCGUGUGCAGUUUGCGCUCUGCAAUCAAUUAUGGAUCUAUUGAUUGUUCUACAUAUUUAACAGUUGCUUUCACCAUUGAUCGAUUUAUCGCCAUCUGUUGUCCGACGCUCAAAAUAACAUAUUGCACCAGGAGAAUGGCGAUGCGCAUUGUAGGAAUUGUGAUCACAUCAUGUUGCAUAAAAAAUGUGUUUCUGUACUUCAUAUAUGAACCGAGGUACAUGGUAAAAAAUAUACCCUGGUUCUGUAACAUAAAAGAUAUGUAUUUCACUUCACUUGCAUGGACUGUAUAUGAAUGGAUUUUUACAAUUUUAUCCACUUGUCUCCCAUUCAUUCUGAUUUUACUGCCCAAUGUUCUGACCGUCAGAUCCAUUCUCGUGGCUAAUGGAGCCCGCACUCGACUCCAGAACAGGAAUAUUGGAAAAAAUCAGAGCGAUGCAGAGCUGGAGAAGCGGAAAAAGUCAAUUGUUUUGCUAUUCGCCAUUUCAGGAAGUUUCUUUCUGUUCAAUGCAUUGUACUUGAUAACAAUCAUGUACGUCCGCAUUGGGAAUCUUACAUAUGCUUCGGGUUCUGAUUUUAAUAAUCUCCCUUUUGUCCUCAAUGAAAGUGCAAUUAUGCUUCAGUUUUUGAGUACCUGCAUUAACCCGUUUAUUUAUGCUGGAACUCAGAAUAAGUUCAGGGCUGAGUUAAACAAUCUGGUGCAACAUCCUUGGAGACUUUUACUCAAAAAGCUGAAGAUCUGA
Messenger RNA from Hemiscyllium ocellatum (epaulette shark), 834 nucleotides. Its product is annotated as thyrotropin-releasing hormone receptor-like. Gene Ontology annotation, cellular component: membrane. The transcript has a single exon. NCBI's taxonomy places the organism in Eukaryota, Metazoa, Chordata, Chondrichthyes, Orectolobiformes, Hemiscylliidae. The record is from RefSeq and is a predicted model, not a curated record. Bases 1 to 834 code for a protein of 277 amino acids. Gene Ontology annotation, molecular function: G protein-coupled receptor activity. Gene Ontology annotation, biological process: G protein-coupled receptor signaling pathway.